Messenger RNA from Artibeus jamaicensis (Jamaican fruit-eating bat), 318 nucleotides. RefSeq names its product family with sequence similarity 25 member A (gene FAM25A). Bases 49 to 318 code for a protein of 89 amino acids. The transcript is spliced from 3 exons. The record is from RefSeq and is a predicted model, not a curated record. NCBI's taxonomy places the organism in Eukaryota, Metazoa, Chordata, Mammalia, Chiroptera, Phyllostomidae.
CUGGUCCAGGCCCCAGCAUCCUGCUUAGUUGUUACCUGUCGUUGCACAAUGCUGGGAGGUUUCGGGAAACUCGCUGCUGAUGGCCUGGCCUACCGCACUGAGAAGGCCACUGAGGAAGCUGUUCAUGCCGUGGAGGGAGUGGUGAAGGAGGUGGUGGAACAUGCCAAGGAGGCUGGAGAGAAAGCCAUUUCCGAAGCCUUCAAGAAGGCCCAGGAGAAAGGAGACAAAGUGGCAAAGGAAGUCACUGAGACAGUGACCAACACAGUCACAAAUGCUGUCACUCACGCAGCGGAAGGCCUGGGUAAACUGGGACAUUGA